CCUGCGCGCUUGUCUGCAUCACUUCCGGGUCAGUAGGAUGUUGUUUAGCUGAUGGAUAACGUGUUUACAACAGAUUUGAACACAGUUGUUACAUUUCAGGUUAUGGUCUGUGCUUUAAAAACAGUGAAGACAAAUGUCUGCACCCUCCGCAACAGGUACAUUAAAUAUCAGGGAUUUAAUUCCACCGACCGGCUCAACGAAUAAAGUUCAAACAGCAGCGGCGUUAGUCGCUCAGGCUCGAGCUAAGAAACGAGCUGUCAGUCCGGCGACCCACACUACUCUCCAACCGAAUAAUAAUAAUAGUAACAACAGCAAGAAAAGAAAAACACAGCCUACAACAUCGCCUGCACAAGCUCAGGUUGUUCCUGUGGAGGGGAAUGCUGAAGGAAAAUUAGUAGCGGAUGUUGACUCAGCUGCUAAAACUCUACCUUUUAAAAACCCCAGUUUUGUGCACUCGGCUAUUGGUGGGGCAGCAGCAGGGAAGAAGAAUCGCACAUGGAAGAAUCUGAAGCAGAUUUUGGCAGCCGAGAAAACACUUCCCUGGAAAGCCACUGAUCCCAACUAUUGUACCAUAGAUGCACCUCCUUCUAUGAAGCCUACUAAAAAGUACUCCGACAUCUCUGGUCUGCCGGCAAACUAUACUGACCCCCAGACCAAACUACGCUUUGCAUCAACAGAGGAGUUUUCCUACAUCCGCCAGUUACCCACAGAUGUGGUUACCGGAUAUUUAGCUCUUCGAAAAGCCACUUGCAUUGUGCCAUGAGAGUAAAUGUAAUUCCCCCACAUGCACACAUAUAUGUACAUGCAUGCACACACAGACAUGUACAUGACUACAGGAUGUGAAGGACCAACAGAAUUGGAUCAAACACAGAUCAAAUUUUGAUCCGUGUGGAUAUUUGCAGUUACUUUGCAAAUAUCUUUUCCACUUCUGGACUUCCAAUGUCAGUUGAAGUCCUGUAAUUCUAAGGAUCUGGGAUCAUGUGUUAUAAAUGAUGGAUGAAAAGAACCUGCUGCUUUAGAGUAUGAGCCUGUGAAGAUGUUUUAAGGAUAUGUUUUCUUGUGUUGAAUAAAAUUUUAUUUCCUUUUA
Messenger RNA from Paramisgurnus dabryanus, 1087 nucleotides. It is a transcript of the gene ino80c, whose product is annotated as INO80 complex subunit C. Gene Ontology annotation, cellular component: Ino80 complex. Gene Ontology annotation, biological process: chromatin remodeling. NCBI's taxonomy places the organism in Eukaryota, Metazoa, Chordata, Actinopteri, Cypriniformes, Cobitidae. The record is from RefSeq and is a predicted model, not a curated record.